AUGCUCUCUCCUGCUGCUUUAUUAUUGAGCAUCGAGCGAACUUCAAAGCGGCAAGCGUUGCAAGCUCGAUUCAACGUCCAAGGUUCCUGUAACCUUCGUGCCAUCGAGAACGUCCUUUCACCAAACUGCUUUGAUCGAAGACUGGGCAAUCUCUCAGCCAAUAUGGCAACCAAGUACGCCUUCACACAAGGCCUCCGAGAGGUGCGCUUCCAUCUCUGCAGCUCUAGUCAGGCAAGUGAAGCAGCAAGGACUUUCCUGAAGCGAGCGUACCCUACGAUGAAGCACCACAACCCAAAUACUCCUAUAUUAAUACGCGAAGCCACCGGUGUAGACCCUAAGAUCUGGGCAAGAUAUGGAUUGGGAAAGGAGAAGUCGCAGUCAUUAGCAGGACUUUCGGACAAGGAAAUUGAGGAUACAGUGACCACCCUCGUCAAAAGCGAAUAG
Exophiala aquamarina CBS 119918 is the source of this 444-nucleotide messenger RNA. RefSeq names its product NADH dehydrogenase (ubiquinone) 1 alpha subcomplex 2. The coding region runs from base 1 to 444 and encodes 147 amino acids. The record is from RefSeq and is a predicted model, not a curated record. NCBI's taxonomy places the organism in Eukaryota, Fungi, Ascomycota, Eurotiomycetes, Chaetothyriales, Herpotrichiellaceae. The transcript is spliced from 4 exons.